Molecule: messenger RNA, 1448 nt
Organism: Abrus precatorius (Indian licorice)
Lineage: Eukaryota; Viridiplantae; Streptophyta; Magnoliopsida; Fabales; Fabaceae
Product: FH protein interacting protein FIP2
Exons: 11
Coding region: 119-1027 (302 amino acids)
Biological process (GO): protein homooligomerization
Molecular function (GO): protein binding
Source: RefSeq, a predicted model, not a curated record
AAUUUCUACUCCUAUUCCCUUCCAUUCCAUCGAAUGAUUGUACAGUGGCAACACCUGCUUCUGCCAGUGGUGCUUUGAGUCUCUUUCUCUUUCUCUGUGAGCCUCGCCACUCGCCACAAUGAAGGAACAAUCCGAUUUAUCUUCCUUCGUUCGCCUCAACAUAGGAGGAAAGAAAUUUAGCACCACCGUCGAUACUCUCACUCAGCGCGAACCCGAUUCAAUGCUCGCAGCUAUGUUCAGUGGCCGCCACACUCUUUGCCAAGAUCCCGACAAGGGAUAUGUGUUUGUUGAUAGGGAUGGUAAACACUUCCGGCACAUUCUGAAUUGGUUAAGGGACGGUGUGGUGCCCACUCUCGAGGAAUCUCAAUACACAGAGCUGUUGAGGGAGGCUGAGUACUAUCAGCUACUUGGGCUUAUAGAGGGAAUCCAUGCUGUCCUUGUUAAUAAGAGGAAGGAAGAUGACGAAUUCCAUUCGGAGUUGACACGUACAGAUAUCAUCAAGUGUAUACAAUCUGAGAGAGUAAGAUUUCGAGGGGUUAAUCUUUCUGGCCUUGACCUCUCUAAACUGGAUUUAUCUUUUGUGGAUUUCAGCUAUGCUUGUCUUAAAAAUGUGUUCUUUUCACGAGCAAACCUUCAUUGUGCAAAGUUUCAAGAUGUUGAUGCUGAGGCCUCCAUCUUUCACAAUGCAACUUUGCGUGAAUGUGAAUUUACUAGGGCAAAUCUUCGUGGUGCUUUAUUGCCCGGUGCAUGCCUUCAGAGUGCAAAUCUGCAAGAUGCUUGUUUAGUAGAUUGUAGCUUCUGUGGAGCAGACCUGCGUUCAGCACAUCUGCAGAAUGCAGAUCUUACCAAUGCCAAUCUAGAGGGGGCUGUCCUAGAAGGAGCGAAUUUGAAGGGUGCAAAACUGAACAAUGCCAACUUGAGGAGUGCGAACCUUCAACGAGCUUAUCUACGUCAUGUCAAUCUUCGAGAUACACAUUUGGAAGGUGCAAGGCUUGAUGGUGCCAAUUUGCUUGGAGCAAUCAGAUAAUAUUUGAGCUGAAGAUGAUAAAUUUGAGAUAUGGUCAAGAGUGUCAAUAUAUGAUAUGUGACUUGUGAAGUUGAAAGUUAUCUUUUGUUUCAAGGGUAAUUAAUAGUGGUGCGCAUGAAGUUGCACAACUGGGCAUUUGAUUUUGUAAUUGUGCCUGCUGAUGAUCCUUCUCCAACAUGCUGAUAUUGUUUGGGGGAAGCCGUUUAAGCUGUUCUUGUUCAUAUAUUUUGCAUUGAUUGUGUGGUUUGUUAUUUCUAAUGUGUCUAGUGAAUGAAAAUUUGAAUAUUACUAUUUAUAAUACGUGAAACAUCUUGUCUAUAGAGCAAGGUUGAAAAAACUCGAAAUUAUGAUGUGAUUGCAUGGUCACACUUGUGUAAUAAGUUAUCUUUUUGGUAAUUUUGUGGUAUUUGUAAAUAUUUUU